Messenger RNA from Mercurialis annua (annual mercury), 5422 nucleotides. RefSeq names its product ENHANCER OF AG-4 protein 2-like. NCBI's taxonomy places the organism in Eukaryota, Viridiplantae, Streptophyta, Magnoliopsida, Malpighiales, Euphorbiaceae. Bases 396 to 4868 code for a protein of 1490 amino acids. Gene Ontology annotation, biological process: regulation of transcription by RNA polymerase II. Gene Ontology annotation, molecular function: transcription coregulator activity; double-stranded DNA binding. The record is from RefSeq and is a predicted model, not a curated record. The transcript is spliced from 13 exons. Gene Ontology annotation, cellular component: nucleus.
UUGCUUCCCCACCACCACGCCCAAAACCAAAAAAAAAAAAACCCUCUCUCCCCUUCUCGCAAAAUCUACUUUCUCGCGUAUUUCGACCGCCUCAAUACUCUCUCCAAACCAAACCAAACCAAACAAAACCUCUCCUCAUACUCAUAAUUCUCCCAAUGCAAAACCCCUCUCCCAUAAUCUUAUUCUCCUAUGAUCUAAUUUUCCCGUCGCCGGAACCCUAACCGGCUCUUAGCCGCCGGCUCAAUCUCCGGCGAGGUUUAUUCGAGCAUUUAUUUUCGCCAAUUCCUCUUCUAUUCGAUUUGAUUCUCCUUUUAUAGGUGUUUCGAUUCUUUAUCUCGCAUUGUUAGGGUUUUAUUUUGUUUUGAUUGCUGUACGAUUAGUAUAUAGCGACGCCUAUGGCUCCGGGGCGUAAAAGAGGAGCGAACAAGGCGAAGGCGAAGAGCCAGUUGAAGCUCGGCGAUCUCGUUCUUGCUAAAGUUAAAGGAUUCCCUGCUUGGCCUGCUAAGGUCAGCAGUCCUGAAGAUUGGGAAAAAGCCCCUGACCCUAAGAAAUACUUUGUUCAGUUUUUUGGAACUGAAGAAAUAGCUUUUGUUGCUCCUGUUGAUAUACAGGUAUUUACAAGUGAAUUAAUGAAAAAAUUGUCAGCUCGAUGUGAAGGUAAGACCAAGCGUUUUGCACGAGCUGUUGAGGAAAUAUCUACAGCAUUUCAAGAGUUGCACAAGAAUAAAUCAAGUGGUGCAAAUGGUUGUGAGGCUCCAUCGGUUGAUGGCAUAGAUGAAGAUGAAAUAGAGGUUGAAGUAAAUGAUGAUGCGGGUCCAGAAGGACCAAAGGGUAAAACAUGUGAUGAAGAAGGUAAUUUGAGUUCUAAGUUAAAGCAUUGUUCACAUAAGAAAAGUCAAGUAGACUAUGAAGAUAUUAAGGCUACCUUAUCUUCUGAUGCUAAUAAUGAUAAUACAUCCCCAGCUAUGUCUGCUGACAAGAAAAUUAAAAUUUCAAGUGUUGAACAUCCUGUGGUAUCAUCUACAACCUGUUUGGCUGAUUCUUAUGUAAAGGAUGAAAUCUCUGGGGGUGUAGCUGAAGAUAUUAAUUGCAGAAAUAACCUUGGGAAUAGUGAGAAAGCAUUGAUAAAUGGUCAAAGGUCUAAGACUGUGACCACUGAAGUAAGGAGGAAACCUGAAGGCUCUGGUGGCUAUUUUCUGUCUAAAAAUUGCAAGACGUUGAAAGAUGAAGGAAAAAAUGCUUCCGGUGGUAAUGCGACUGAUUCCGGAUUCAGAAUUGGAAAACAAGCAAAAGAUACUGUAGAAGCCAAAAAAGGUCUUAGGUCCCCGGGCAAUCUGCAAGAAGAUGUGUCUGACCAUGCAGUUGAGAUUUUUGACAAGAAAAAGAGGGACCAGUCUUUGGUUACUAUAACUGAAACUUCACAUCCUGCUAAAAAAUUGAAACAUGUAGGUAUAGGGGGUGAUGCUUCUGAGGAUUCUCCGAGCUCCAAAAUUAUUGAUGACAAAGCUUUCAAACAGUCUACUUCACAUGGGAAAAGAGAAAUUCUUUUGGCAUUAGAAGCUCAAACAGGAAAAGAGAAAUCUGAUGGUUCUGCUCAGUUGGAAAAACGUAAAUUUAACCUCCCUUCCCCAACAAGGAAACGUAAUUCUGAUGUUUCUACCCAAAUAGGUAAAGCUAAACCUGGGGAUUUUACACCGGUAAUGAAGGUUAAAUCCGAUGCAUCUGUCCAAACAAAUAAAGUUAAUUUUGAUGCUUCUGUGGAAGUAGGUAUUUCUAAAUCUGAUGUUACUGCUCAAUCAGGAAGACUUAAGUCCAAUGUUUCUAGUGAUGAAGCAGUGCUUCCAGUGUCGAAACGCCGUAGGCGUGCCUUGGAGGCUAUGUCCGACUCUGCUACCCUUAAUACUGAUGAUAAAACUGAUAAAGGUUCUGUACAGUUGAAGAAUGACUCUGCUCCUAAUAAUACUAAGGUCGCAAUGAAUCAACUUCCCAAAAGAAGGAGAGCUGUUUGCCUUUAUGAUGACGACGAUGAAGAUGAGGAGCCCAAAACACCAGUUCAUGGACGAUCUACCAAACCUGUUAUGGCAUCUGCAACUGCUUCCAAUAUCAGUGAAUCUCACACCCUAAGUUCUGUUAAUGAACAUCGUCGAAGCUCUAUUGACAUUAAUCCAAGUAUUGAGAAAUCUACCAGAUUUGAGCAUAUUAGUUUGAAGGAUUCAUCUUCACAAUUCAAUGACACCUCUCCUAGCCGAUUGAAAAUUGAUAAGAAGCCUGAAAAUCUUUCGUCUAUUAAAUCUUUGAAAUCAGAAGCUGAGCAGUUACCAUCCAAGGAUGCUAAAUCAACACUGACUUCACCAAAGAGCUCUCCUCAUUCAUUUCCUGUCACCAAAUUAUCUGCUGAACAGCACAAAGGCGCAAAAAAUUUAGUUAAAGCUUCUAUAGGAAGUAGUCAGAAGAGGGCCCAGUUAAGCUCUAGUAAGGUUUCAAGUCUGGGGUUUGAUAAUGCCGAUGCUACUCAAAAUUCUGUGGCAAGUCAAAGAAAUAGACCAGGUAUUUCUGGAGAAAGAAUCAAAACUACUUCAAAAGUGCGGAUGAAUGACCCUGCUGUUUUAGCAGAAGCUUUGACAGAACUGGAAGUUGGUGCAGAAGAAAGGGGCAGUUUGUUGGGUGAAUCCAAGACUCCAGAUUCAGUUAUGUCCAUGAAGCAUCUUAUUGCAGCUGCUCAAGCAAAGAGGAGAGAAGCUCAUACACAACCUUUUUCUUUUGGGAAUCUUAGUUCUUUCUUAUCUAUUACUGAUCCUCAGAGAACUAGUCUCAGCCCUGAAUCAGUCCAGCCUUUUUUAUCUGGCACCAGCUCCAUGUCACAUGGUGAUUUACAGGGUUUCCAUCAUAGCACAAAUUUAGUUUCUCCAUCUGCUCAAUGUCGUCAAUUAGGCAGUCAGGUGGAUGCUGAAGAAAUUGAGGAACGAAGAGUUAGUUCUGGGCAUAUGGCUGCUGGAGGGUCACUGAGCGGUGGCACUGAAGCUGCUGUUGCUCGGGAUGCUUUUGAAGGGAUGAUUGAGACUUUAUCAAGGACGAAAGAAAGCAUUGGACGUGCAACUCGCCUAGCCAUCGACUGUGCCAAAUACGGCAUUGCCAGUGAGGUUGUGGAACUUCUGAUCCGAAAAUUGGAAAGUGAGCCCAGUUUCCAUCGUAAAGUAGACCUUUUCUUUCUUGUUGAUUCGAUUACCCAGUGCUCACAUAAUCAAAAAGGGAUUGCUGGGGCUUCAUAUGUUCCGACAGUUCAGGCUGCAUUGCCACGUCUUCUGGGUGCUGCUGCUCCUCCAGGCUCUGGCGCUCGCGAAAACCGUCGUCAGUGUCUCAAGGUUUUACGUUUAUGGCUUGAGAGAAAAAUUUUACCUGAACCUGUUUUGAAGCGGUACAUGGAUGACAUUGGAGUCCCAAAUGAAGAUUCGUCUGCUGGGUUUUCCCUUAGACGUCCAUCUAGAGCUGAACGAGCUGUGGAUGAUCCUAUCAGAGAAAUGGAAGGCAUGCUUGUUGACGAGUAUGGAAGUAAUGCUACAUUCCAGUUGCCUGGAUUUAUAUAUUCCAAUGUAUUUCAAGAUGAAGACGAGGAAGAUGAUCUUCCUUUCAGUUCAUUGAAGGAAGAUGCUGAUGUUUCCUCACCAGCUGAACCAAUCUGCUUAUUAGGAGAGUCAGAGAGAUCUAGUAUUACAGCUAAUGAUCGGCGUCAUUGUAUCUUAGAGGAUGUCGAUGGUGAGCUUGAGAUGGAAGACGUGUCUGGACACCAGAAGGAUGAAAGACAUUUGGUAACUGUUUGUUCAUUUGAAGUUGAUGGCCAACAGAAUUCCUCUGAUAGAGUAAAGGAGCCUGUAGUCACCGAUUCUGUUGAGCUGCCUCCUCUGCCAGAGGGCUCUCCUCCACUGCCUCCUGAUUCUCCUCCUCCACCUCCACCUUUACCUCCCUCACCCCCACCUCCGCUCCCAACAUCUCCAUCACUACCGCCGCCGCCUCCACCUCUUCCAUCACAGCCACCUCCUCCUUCUCAUGUACCUCCUUCAGGCCCUCAGCAGUCAUUGAUUCCUCAAGUACCCUUGCCAAAUCAACCUUCCUUGGUGACUCAACAAAUUAUACCAUCUGCUUCUUCUGUACAGUCCUCAUCACAUGUGGCUUAUCGACCAACUGUGCCUAACGAGUAUUGCAGUGCACCAAGUGGUAACCAACUGGCUCAAAUUUCUGGUAAUACUCGUCUAAACCAUGCUGAUGCUGUUGCAAAAAGUGAAUUGUUUCCUCAACAGUUGCCUUGCUUCACACCUGCAGUAGUCACUCGAGAACCUUCAGGAUACAAUCCUCCAAGGCCAUUGGAGUAUGGACAUAAUGACCUCUAUUUGAAGCACCAAGCUUCGCAACAAAACCCACAUUUUCAACCGGCUAUUGCACCUUAUGCGCAAAGACCUGCACAUUCAAGCCUGCCACAAACUGUGCCUGGUCAUUUUUCUUUUCCAAAUCCUCAAAUACAGCAGCAUCCUCAGCAUUCAUAUCCUCGUCCAUACUCAUUGCCUUCCCAUCCUGAUGGACGAAGGCGAUUUAUUGGUGAUGAACAAUAUAUGAUGCCCGCAAGUGAAUUUAACCCAGACAAUCAGCACGGCACAUGGAUGAAUGGAAGACCUCCUUCACAUUCUGGUCCAGCUUUCAGUCAGGAAGGUUACUUCCGGCCACCCUUUGAAAGACCGCCUGCUAAUAAUAUUGGUUUCCAGCUCUCUAAUUCUAACAAUUUACCUGCUUUAGCUCCAAUUCCAGGUCAUGGUGUUUCACAUGUGUUGCCAUGUAGACCGGACAUGUCUGCUGUUAAUUGCUGGAGACCGGUUUGAGAUCUAGUCUAAAGCUUUUAUGAUGUUGUGAGCGGGGAAAACAAUUUGUGAACAUCACAUUUUAGUAUAACUCAAAAAGAAAGGUUCCACUUCUGAACAAGAUUCACCUGGCGUGUGAAAGCAGCUAAUAGACCUUGUGGAGGCUACUGGAAGGACUGUAUAUUGUAAAAUUCUCUGACAAAUAUAUGCGGGAACAUUUUCGUCACAAUGUAGGCUCAUGUUUCUCACUUGGUCUGGGCAGGACUAUACAAAAAUUGCUGGGUCAUUCGUGGUGUUAAUUGUGGUAAAAGUGAAGAAUAAGAUAUUAUCUGGCGUACAAUUCGUCUCCAAAAUGUUGAGGUAAAUUUUAGCUAUGGAUUCACAAGCCAAAAGAUGCUCAUAGUUUUGUAUUUAGUGUAUAGAUAUUAGCUUAUCUGCAAGAAUUUUUAAAAGAAAGUGGUUAGUUUUACAACUCCAAUUUUUUUUUUCAAGUUAUGCCAACUAAUUAACAAAGCAAGUUUCUUUGUGAAUAUUUUAAAUUACAUUUAUUACAUUCUAUAUUAUAUUUCACUCAA